AGGCAAGUCGGGGAGACAGAAAUUGGGGAGGGAAGGCAACCAUCGGGACAAGAGGCAUGAAGGGGCUGGAGGGGAGGAGCCCUCAGGGAUCCUAUUUCAACAAGCGGCUCUUUCCCGAGCAGGAGAGGGGGGCUGAGGGGGAGAGAGACCUAUUUAAAGCUACCCUGUUACUUCGGCUGUCUCUGUCCGUCUGACUCGAUCUCCGACUGUCCCGCCUGUCCGAGUUGACGAUCCUUCCCAUUGGCCUCUCCGUUCUCAGUCCCUGCAGUUCCUCUGCCCCAAGAUGGGCCGCGGGACUGGCCGAGAGUAUUCGCCUGCCGCCACCACCACAGAAAAUGGGGGCGGCAAGAAGAAGCAAAAAGAGAAGGAAUUGGAUGAAUUGAAGAAGGAAGUGGCCAUGGAUGACCACAAGCUGUCCCUGGAUGAGUUGGGUCGAAAGUACCAGGUAGACCUGUCCAAGGGCCUCACCAACCAGCGGGCCCAGGAUAUCUUGGCCCGGGAUGGACCCAACGCUCUCACUCCACCACCCACCACCCCAGAAUGGGUCAAAUUCUGUCGACAGCUCUUUGGGGGCUUCUCCAUCCUGCUCUGGAUUGGGGCUCUGCUCUGCUUCCUGGCCUAUGGCAUCCAGGCAGCCAUGGAAGAUGAGCCAUCCAAUGACAAUCUCUACCUGGGUGUGGUCCUGGCAGCUGUGGUCAUUGUCACUGGCUGUUUCUCCUACUAUCAGGAGGCCAAGAGCUCCAAGAUCAUGGAUUCCUUCAAGAAUAUGGUGCCACAGCAAGCUCUGGUGGUUCGCGAGGGUGAGAAAAUGCAGAUCAAUGCAGAGGAAGUGGUGGUAGGAGACCUGGUGGAGGUGAAGGGUGGAGAUCGUGUCCCAGCUGACCUCCGGAUCAUCUCUUCUCAUGGUUGCAAAGUGGACAACUCAUCCCUGACAGGCGAGUCGGAACCACAGACCCGUUCCCCUGAGUUUACCCAUGAGAAUCCCUUGGAGACCCGAAAUAUCUGCUUCUUCUCCACCAACUGUGUGGAAGGCACAGCCAGGGGCAUCGUAAUAGCUACAGGUGACCGGACUGUGAUGGGCCGAAUAGCCACUCUGGCCUCAGGUCUGGAGGUUGGUCGGACACCUAUUGCCAUGGAGAUCGAGCACUUUAUCCAACUGAUCACUGGAGUGGCUGUCUUCCUCGGUGUCUCCUUCUUCGUUCUCUCUCUCAUCCUGGGCUACAGCUGGCUAGAGGCCGUCAUCUUCCUCAUUGGCAUCAUUGUGGCCAACGUGCCAGAGGGGCUCCUGGCUACUGUCACUGUGUGCCUAACCCUGACAGCCAAGCGAAUGGCCCGGAAGAACUGUCUGGUGAAGAACCUUGAGGCUGUGGAGACCCUGGGCUCCACCUCCACCAUCUGCUCAGACAAGACAGGCACCCUCACCCAGAACCGGAUGACUGUGGCUCACAUGUGGUUUGACAACCAGAUCCAUGAGGCUGAUACCACUGAAGACCAGUCUGGUGCCACAUUUGACAAACGUUCCCCCACCUGGACUGCUUUGUCUCGAAUUGCUGGCCUCUGCAAUCGUGCGGUCUUCAAGGCUGGGCAGGAGAAUAUCUCAGUAUCUAAGCGGGAUACAGCUGGUGAUGCCUCUGAGUCCGCUCUGCUCAAGUGUAUUGAGCUAUCAUGUGGCUCCGUCAGAAAGAUGAGGGAAAGGAACCCCAAAGUGGCUGAAAUACCCUUCAACUCCACCAACAAGUACCAGCUGUCCAUCCAUGAGCGGGAAGACAGUCCCCAGAGCCAUGUGCUGGUGAUGAAGGGAGCUCCGGAGAGGAUUCUGGACCGAUGCUCCUCCAUCCUUGUCCAGGGCAAGGAGAUUCCUCUGGACAAGGAGAUGCAGGAUGCCUUCCAAAAUGCCUACAUGGAGCUGGGAGGACUGGGGGAGCGUGUGCUUGGGUUUUGCCACCUCAACCUACCCUCUGCGAAAUUCCCUCGGGGCUUCAAGUUUGAUACCGAUGAGUUGAACUUCCCCACAGAAAAGCUCUGCUUUGUGGGGCUCAUGUCCAUGAUUGACCCUCCUAGGGCUGCUGUGCCUGAUGCUGUGGGCAAGUGCAGAAGUGCAGGGAUCAAGGUGAUUAUGGUGACUGGGGACCAUCCUAUCACAGCAAAAGCCAUCGCCAAGGGUGUGGGCAUUAUCUCAGAGGGUAACGAGACAGUAGAAGACAUUGCUGCCCGGCUCAAUAUCCCUGUCAGCCAGGUCAAUCCUAGGGAAGCCAAGGCCUGUGUGGUGCAUGGAUCUGACCUGAAGGACAUGACAUCAGAGCAUCUGGAUGAAAUCCUCAAGAAUCACACAGAGAUUGUCUUUGCUCGAACUUCUCCACAACAGAAGCUCAUCAUUGUGGAGGGCUGUCAGAGACAGGGUGCCAUCGUGGCAGUGACAGGUGAUGGAGUGAAUGACUCUCCUGCCCUGAAAAAGGCUGACAUUGGCAUUGCCAUGGGGAUCUCUGGCUCUGAUGUCUCCAAGCAGGCAGCUGAUAUGAUCUUACUAGAUGACAACUUUGCUUCCAUUGUCACUGGCGUGGAGGAGGGCCGCCUGAUCUUUGACAACCUGAAGAAGUCCAUUGCCUACACUCUGACCAGUAACAUCCCAGAGAUCACUCCUUUCCUGCUCUUUAUCAUUGCCAACAUUCCCUUGCCUCUGGGCACUGUGACAAUCCUUUGCAUUGACCUGGGCACUGACAUGGUACCAGCUAUCUCCUUGGCCUAUGAAGCAGCUGAAAGUGACAUCAUGAAACGCCAGCCUCGGAACCCACAGACGGACAAGCUGGUGAAUGAGAGGCUCAUCAGUAUGGCCUAUGGUCAAAUUGGGAUGAUCCAGGCAUUGGGUGGCUUUUUUACCUACUUUGUGAUCCUGGCGGAGAAUGGUUUCCUGCCUUCACGGCUCCUCGGCAUCCGACUUGAUUGGGAUGAUCGCUCUAAGAAUGAUCUGGAGGAUAGUUAUGGACAAGAGUGGACCUACGAGCAGCGGAAGGUGGUAGAGUUCACAUGCCACACAGCCUUCUUUGCCAGCAUUGUAGUUGUCCAAUGGGCUGAUCUCAUCAUCUGCAAGACCCGCCGUAAUUCUGUCUUCCAGCAGGGCAUGAAAAACAAGAUCUUGAUCUUUGGACUGCUGGAAGAGACAGCUCUGGCCGCCUUUUUGUCCUACUGCCCAGGCAUGGGCUUAGCUCUACGAAUGUACCCACUCAAGGUCACAUGGUGGUUCUGUGCCUUCCCCUAUAGUCUCCUUAUCUUCAUCUAUGAUGAGGUCCGAAAACUCAUCCUGCGGCGCUAUCCUGGUGGCUGGGUCGAGAAGGAGACAUACUACUGAGCUGAGCAGAGGAUGAACCAGGCACCAAACAGAUAGGGGUGCCCUGUCGGGGGGUGGGAAAGGGUGGGUACAUCUGAGAUAAAGUUGUGGGAGGGUUGUAGGGAGGUGGGAGGGCAGCCCAUCCAACUGAGGUUUGGGCCAGGGUAGGAUAGGAAUGGGGUGUAGGGUGAUUGCCCUGUAGACCUAACUGUGAAAAAUCAGUCUAGACACUAAAUGUUGGGAUCCCCUCCCCAGGUCCUACCCCUACUGUGUUCAUCUCUUCUGCUCUUCAUGGAGGCUUGAAAUCAUUCUAGCCCUCCAUAACUCCCCAUAGAGAUCAGGUUGCAAUGGCAGAGGAGUCUAUAUGAAUCUGAGGAUAAUGCCCAGGCUUGGAGAGGAGAGAAAACCAUUUAGGUCCUCAAUGACCUAGAGCCAUUUUGUUAUCUCACCUCACUUCAUUCCCUGUUACCACCUAUUCAUUUUCUCUCCAUCCAACUCUGUCCUCAAUGGUCCCCACUUCCCUGCCCCAGACCUCAAAACCACCAUCUACUUCUGCUAGUGAGAAAUGGGAGUGUGCGAAACAGGAGCGAAAGAACAGCCCUUCCCCAUAGGGACUCCACACAUGGGGAACAGUAUGAAACAGGUAGAAAUGCUCUAAUUCAGAGAGAGACAAGGCCAAAUAGAGAACAAAGGAGAGGGGGGAACAGAAAGGAGAUAGCUAGGAGAGAGUGUAGGGGUAAGAUCAGCCAUCAGUUGCUGAAAGAAACAGAUUACAAGAGACGGGUGACGGUGGCUUUUGAAGCAUUUUGACAUUUUUAUCAACAAGCCUUGCCCCAGAUGUGUCUCUGUUGUAGAAGAGGGCAGGACCCAACCAGCAGACAUCCAAAUUGGAAUUCUUGAAAGAAUAGUGGCAAGUAAUGCUAAAACAAACAAACAAACAAAAAACAGCAUAGGAAGUUGCAACUCAGAUUCCAACUACAACAAGAGCCAGGGGUUCCAGGCAAACAAAAAGGCAACUACAACUUCUCCCUCAUAGUGUUCUUUGGGAUGGGAUGCUGAGUCCUCAAGAGCCUCCUAAUUGUGUGGAAGAAAGAACUUACCAGGUCACUAUUCCCUGAGUCCCUUUGAAAGAAUUUAUGCAUUGUCGUGGUGAAUGUGCCUGGAAGAAAAAGCCCAAGUUUUCAGAAUGAAAUUGUGAGCCCAAAGACUGAAACUUCUUUGACAAUCCAAGGCAGGCUUAGUAUAUCACCUUGGUUCACGGCCUUCAUACAAAAAGGAGUAAAACCACUGCUUUAAGAAUAGCCUUUGGUUUCUAAGAAUGUAAGGCAAUUUCUGUCCAGACAAAUGCCUUUCACAUAGUCUGAACACUCAUUAACACUUGGCAUUAUACAAUCUCCACGAAACAGAAGGAUCACUUCUGAUCCCUACCAUAAUUGAACUCCUUUCCCUUACAACUACCAACCUAGUACUUUCACUCUCUGGGCACUUUUAUCCUCUUUUCCAACUCUAGCUCAAGGAGCAAAGGGUAUGUAUGCCCUAUAGAAAGCAUUGAGCAAGCGAGAGAGACCAAAGGGGGAAAGGAGAGGAAGAGUGGCUACAAAGGGGUAAAAACUAAUAGGUAAGGAAGAGAAACAGAUAUAGAGCAAAUCCCAUAACAAAAUCCCAGUUGACUGCCCAUAUUCUUGAAUUGUACCAGUUACUUUUUUUUAUUAGAAGUCAGCUAAUGCUUAAAAAUCUUGUCUUUGAAAAAACACCUUAAUUUGAACCCUACAAGUUUGGAAUGAAUGAAAAUUUGGACAAAAAACUUCUCAUUAUCUAUGGGAAAAAAGAAUUUCCUAAGAAAAAUUAAAUAAGAGCAUAAUCAGGAUUAUUGGGGGGCAUAUUUAGUAGUCAAAGCAAAUUAUAGCCACUUAGGAGCAUUUAUUUACAAUGAAUUACUAUGAAUGUGCUAAUUACAAAUGAUUUUUAUUCAUUCAUUAAAGAAACUCCAAGACUUGGUGAACCUUUGUUGCCUUUAGUUUGAGUCACUGUAUGUACUUUAAAAAUAAUAAAAAUGCAUUUCCUUUUUAAAAAAAAA
This is a messenger RNA of Monodelphis domestica (gray short-tailed opossum), 5402 nucleotides long. RefSeq names its product sodium/potassium-transporting ATPase subunit alpha-2. Gene Ontology annotation, molecular function: ATP hydrolysis activity; ATP binding; P-type sodium:potassium-exchanging transporter activity. Lineage: Eukaryota; Metazoa; Chordata; Mammalia; Didelphimorphia; Didelphidae. The record is from RefSeq and is a predicted model, not a curated record. Gene Ontology annotation, biological process: intracellular potassium ion homeostasis; sodium ion export across plasma membrane; intracellular sodium ion homeostasis. Gene Ontology annotation, cellular component: plasma membrane; cell projection; sodium:potassium-exchanging ATPase complex.